Molecule: messenger RNA, 1238 nt
Organism: Hyaloscypha bicolor E
Lineage: Eukaryota; Fungi; Ascomycota; Leotiomycetes; Helotiales; Hyaloscyphaceae
Exons: 2
Coding region: 1-966 (321 amino acids)
Source: RefSeq, a predicted model, not a curated record
AUGUGUUUUGACAUUUUUGUUCAUGAUUCUGGAUUGUCGCUGGUAACAAGCGCUGCAAAGGCGAGAACACACUCUUUGACUGAAUGCCGAAGCUAUGUGUCGAAGAUGAUGAUGAUUGGAAAGGUACCCGCCACAUCCCGAUCGAUACCCCCUCCCACCAAUCCAAUCCCCUCCAUCCCACGACCCACGAACCGACGGUCCAAGCACCCUUCACUUCAUCCAAUCCCUCCCAAUAAUCUUCCUUCUCCAACACCGCAAGCAGGAACGGCCCGAGCACUCUAUUUCUCCUCCCCUCCCCUCGCCGCAGAUGAAAACGUGAAACAAACGUGCGGCCGCCCCCUCAUUGGCCAUCCCAGACCAUCAAUCCUCCCCGAACUCGCUAAAACAAAUUUCCCCGCCUUUUCCCCCUGUCCAUCAGCAACCUCACAGCCGAGCUUGCUCCAGGGACACGACUCUCGGGCCCCGAAGUUCUCUUUUGCAACUUUGGACGAAUUGGAGAGGCGAGAAGAGGGAAGGGGGGAUACGCACUGUCUGUCGGGUGCUCAGAUCCGAAGCUGGACAGCUUGGCAGGCAGGAGCCGAACUCCCCUGCAUUGCCCUGCUUUGCCCUGCCUUGCCUUGCCUCCGCUCCCUCCGCUCCCUGCUCAACCACCAAUCGCGAAGGCCCAAUCCAGGGGAGGAGAACGUCAGAGCACCAUCGCGCCCCUCCGCUACGAGCCAGGUACCGCUGCUCAAGCCGACUCGCGGUGCAAGGAGGAAGCGAGGAGAGCCUCCCACUCAUCGGGGUUGUGCGGCCGCUGAACAGGGUCUCCCCGCACACCGCGCGCUUGGUCCCCAAGUUCGGUGGAUCGCAAAAGCAAAAAUAUUGUCUGUGAGAGAGGGGGAUCAACGAGACGGGGUCAUUGCUCAGACAGUUGCGAGCGAGCUGUUAUCUUAUCCCUUUCACUCGGAUACUGCGUUGAGGUGAGGUGAGGGGAAGAAGGAGGAGAUAUAGCACGCUUCAUCCCACCAUCUAUCGCCGCAGGUCAAGCCUCACGCCACCAAACGCAAGCUCUCGAGAAGCCUUCUUUCAGCCUCUGUCCAUUGAUCCUAAGCUAUAUUGAAUCGACAUCUGAGAAACACACUGCAGUAUCGGAUGCUGGUCAUUCAUUGCAAUCUAUCCCAUAUCAUCCCUCAGAUCAACAGACACCAAAGCCAUCACUAAAGCCCAGUCGGGAGAAACGAAACCGAGCCUCCAGA